This is a messenger RNA of Etheostoma cragini (Arkansas darter), 468 nucleotides long. RefSeq names its product sequestosome-1-like. Gene Ontology annotation, molecular function: zinc ion binding; K63-linked polyubiquitin modification-dependent protein binding; protein kinase C binding. The record is from RefSeq and is a predicted model, not a curated record. NCBI's taxonomy places the organism in Eukaryota, Metazoa, Chordata, Actinopteri, Perciformes, Percidae. Bases 52 to 468 code for a protein of 138 amino acids. Gene Ontology annotation, biological process: aggrephagy; mitophagy; endosome organization. The transcript has 4 exons. Gene Ontology annotation, cellular component: aggresome; amphisome.
UACCGAGAUGAAGAUGGAGACCUGGUGGCGUUUUCCUCUGAUGACGAGCUGAUGAUGGGUCUGGCCUGUAUGCAGGACGCCACCUUCCGCCUCUACAUCAAAGAGAAGAAGGAGAACCGCAGAGACUUCCCUCUUCACGCCUUCCCUCCCUUCACCUUCGGCCACCCUCCCCCUCCUGGAUCCCCGAUGGGCCCGUCCCUUCACACGGCCCCGCCCCCUCAUAUGGCUCCGCCCCCCGUGCACAGUGACGUCACCUGUGACGGCUGCGACGGCCCAGUGGUGGGAACUCGCUUCAAGUGUUCGGUGUGUCCGAACUACGACCUGUGCUCUUCCUGCCAGGCGCGCGGCACGCACACGGAGCACGCUCUGCUGCCCAUCUGGCACCCGCUGCAGGUCAGUUCACUCACUCACUCACUCACCCGCUGCAGGUUAGUCACUCACUCACUCACCCGCUGCAGACCGUGGUAG